GGCCGCCGCGGCUCCCGUGCGACUGGAGAAACGCAGGGCAGCGCGCUCGUUGGCCAUCUCCCCGGGGCGGCCCGGCCCACCAACAACCUUCCCGGAGGCCGGACGGAGCGCGAGGGAAACAGAGGGGGAGGUGUCUUCUGAGUGACCUCCUGCCCGCCGAGACCUGCGGCUCCACUGCCCCCUCCUGCGACAGUUUAGAUCAAAAUGGGAUUCAUCUUUUCAAAAUCUAUGAAUGAAAACCUGAAGAGUCAACAAGAGUUCAUGCUCAUGAACUCUCGACUUCAGCUGGAAAGACAGCUACUGAUGCAGAGUCAAAUGCGAGAGAGACAGAUGGCGAUGCAGAUUGCUUGGACAAGGGAAUUCCUCAAAUAUUUUGGAGUAUUUUUUGGACUUACUGCCGUAGGUCUAACUGCUGGAGCAAUAAAAAACAAGAAACCAGGAUUGUUCCUUCCAAUGGUUCCCUUAAGCUUUGUACUUGCCUACCAAUAUGAUAUGGGCUAUGGAACACUUUUGCAAAGGAUGAAGGGUGAAGCAGAGAACAUACUUGACACAGAGAACACCUUGCUAGAAAUGCCAAAAGGAGCCCUCACUUUUGAAAGCCUUGAAAAAGCCAGAAGAGCUCAAAGCAAGUUCUUUAUAGAAAAAUAAGAAGACUGUAACCACUCAGUACUUCAAAACACAAAAUUAAUUGUUUGUAAUCAUGUUGCUGACUUAAAAUAUGUCAGAUUAUUUGUUUUGAGAAUGCAAUAUUUUUAAAAUAAAAUAAAUUUCAUUUAAAA
Messenger RNA from Chelonoidis abingdonii (Abingdon island giant tortoise), 779 nucleotides. RefSeq names its product plasminogen receptor with a C-terminal lysine (gene PLGRKT). Lineage: Eukaryota; Metazoa; Chordata; Testudines; Testudinidae. Gene Ontology annotation, cellular component: plasma membrane. The record is from RefSeq and is a predicted model, not a curated record. Gene Ontology annotation, biological process: positive regulation of plasminogen activation.